AUGAUACCAAAAGCUGAUCAAUUUAUUCAAAAAACGUUGACUGCGUAUGAAUACGCUUACGAACUGAAUCACCAUCCAUUAGCUGAUUUAAUUCAUCGUCGUCUAGAUCUUCCAUCAUUUCAACAACGAUUUCUGUCCGUUUUAAAACUGAAUGACGUUCGUCGUUGUGACAAAUUUAUUCGAAAUCUCUGUAAUGAGAAUCGACAGCAAACAUUGGCAAGAGAUGGGUUUUUCCAUGCCUCUCAACUCGGUUCAGUACGUUUAUUAGAUUACUUCUUGAGUCAAUGGAAAAUCGAUAUUAACAUUGGACAGAUCUCUGCGAAAAACUUUGCAACGACAGCACUAUUGACCGCUAUAACACACCAACAAAAUGAUGCAGCUAAAUUUCUUCUAUUUCGUGGUGCGGAUCCGAGUAUCAAGGGUGAAUAUGACAAUGCUCUUGUGACCGCAUUGCAGUAUCAGUCCAAAAAUUAUUUGAUACGCUUAUUACUCGAUAAGAAUGUUGAUCUAACUGCACGACAUCCCAAUUACGAGAAGUUGACACUACGAGAAUAUUGUGUGUUGACUAAUCGUGUUCAGGCGAAAACAGAACUUGACGCUUAUAUUGUACGUUUAAUAAAUGAAGGAAAUUAUAAACGAUUGAAAUGGCUGGUCGAUCGCGGUUAUAAGCAUAUUAAUGUACACGUUAGCUAUCAACGUAACGGUCGACAACUUGCCGAAGAACGUUAUCAGGAUAAAAUUGUUCAAUUAAUCGAUGACAUUGCUAAUGCCGAAAUCAAAGCAAGAACGAAAAUGAAUUAUUGA
Messenger RNA from Adineta ricciae, 804 nucleotides. The record is from the annotation of a GenBank genome assembly. Lineage: Eukaryota; Metazoa; Rotifera; Eurotatoria; Adinetida; Adinetidae.